GCCAUAGGAAUUGAUCAAUAGACAAAGUUCUCAGAUUGCUCUUUUUCCAUUCUCUAUAACACAUCAAAUAACCUAACCUCCUUCUCCAAGUCCCUUCAUUAAUAGAAAAUAUGACAGCCGACAACCCCUCCAAACCAAACCACCUCGACCCCUCUGAAUUGGGAACCAAGGAAUACUGGGACUCCCUCUACACCACCGAACUCACCAACCACACCUCUAACCCCUCGGACCGCGGCACCGUCUGGUUCGACGACUCCGAUGCCGAGGCCAAGCUCCUCGAAUACCUCGAGGACCAGACGACCACCACCACAACCUCCUCCUCCUCCUCCUCCUCCUCACAACAACAACACCCCUUAUUAGACAGAAACACGACCUCCUUUCUCGACCUAGGCUGCGGCAACGGCAGCCUCCUCCUCGCCCUGCGCGACGACGGCUGGGCCGGCCGCGCGCUCGGGGUAGACUACUCGGACAAGAGCGUAGCGCUCGCGCGGCAGGUGGCGCAGGCACAUAGGAGGGACGAAGAAGAGGAAGAGAAAGUAAGAGAAGAACUCGACGACGAUGAGGAGGGCGAGUGCCGCGGCGACGGCAGCAGCAGUAGUAGUAGUAGGGUAAGGAACGAGGAGGUGGAGUUUGCGGCCUGGGACGUCCUGCAGGGCUCGUACGAUGCAGUGCUGUCCGGCGCACAGGCGCAAGGGUGGGACGUCGUGCUGGACAAGGGCACGUUCGACGCCAUCAGCCUGAGCGAGGAGCAGGGCGCCGACGGGCGGAGGAGCUGUGAGGGGUACAAGGGGCGGGUGGUCAGGCUGGUGAGGCCGGGCGGGCUGUUCCUCGUGACGAGCUGUAACUGGACCGAGGAGGAGCUGGAGAGGUGGUUUGGCGAGGGGAGCAGCGAAGUCGAGGGCGGGAGGUUUGUGAGGGUGGGCAAGGUCGAGUACCCCAGCUUCAGUUUCGGAGGGGUCAAGGGGCAGACGAUUAGCACGCUGUGUUUUCAGAGGGUUUGAUGGAAUAUCAAGAAGUUGUUGGUUUGGCCAGAGCAAAGAAAGAAGAAGACAAACAAAGCAUGAGACAAUCG
Cryphonectria parasitica EP155 is the source of this 1072-nucleotide messenger RNA. RefSeq names its product S-adenosyl-L-methionine-dependent methyltransferase. The record is from RefSeq and is a predicted model, not a curated record. The transcript has 2 exons. Gene Ontology annotation, molecular function: protein-lysine N-methyltransferase activity. Lineage: Eukaryota; Fungi; Ascomycota; Sordariomycetes; Diaporthales; Cryphonectriaceae. The coding region runs from base 111 to 1001 and encodes 296 amino acids. Gene Ontology annotation, biological process: peptidyl-lysine monomethylation; peptidyl-lysine dimethylation. Gene Ontology annotation, cellular component: cytoplasm.